This is a messenger RNA of Aspergillus calidoustus, 1488 nucleotides long. NCBI's taxonomy places the organism in Eukaryota, Fungi, Ascomycota, Eurotiomycetes, Eurotiales, Aspergillaceae. The record is from the annotation of a GenBank genome assembly.
AUGGCGACUCUGGCGAAUUCUAUGUCCCAUCUCCGGCGACUCGCACCCCGAUUGUCGAAAGAAUUGUUCACUUGCCGACAGUGCCUUGUGCGAUCUCAAAAUUAUGCGACCAAAGCGACUCUCCGCACACCUUCCAUCCCCGUCCCCCGAACACACAGCAGGAUCAAUUCGACUACCAUAAGCGAUAGGGCCAGAAAGGCUUUUACGAGAUGCUCCUCAAGUGCUGUGGCCGCCAAUGGCACGAGCUCACAGACUUCCGGAUCAAGUUUCCCCAAAGUUACCGACAAGACCGUGGCAUAUUGGUUACUAGGCAGCGCAGCAAGCGUUUUCGGUAUCGUGGUCUUUGGAGGCCUCACUAGACUGACAGAGUCGGGAUUGAGCAUCACCGAAUGGCGCCCCGUUACCGGAUCUCUUCCUCCUAUGAACGCUGAAGAUUGGGAAUCUGAAUUCUCAAAAUACCGUGCCUCUCCUGAGUUCCAGCUCUUGAACCCGAACAUGACCCUCUCCGAGUUCAAAUCAAUCUACUACAUGGAAUGGAUUCACCGUCUCUGGGGUCGAUUUGUUGGAUUGUCCUUCGUCCUACCAGCCGUCUACUUCGUCGCGAGAAAAAAGGUCAGCAAGCCAAUGGCUCUCCGAUUGGCUGGUAUUGCAGGCUUGAUUGGAUUUCAGGGCUUUAUUGGUUGGUGGAUGGUAAAGUCCGGGCUGAAGGAUGAUCUCUUCGCUCCCGGCAGCCAUCCCCGUGUUAGUCAAUAUCGCUUGACGGCGCAUCUUGGUGCCGCCUUCGCGUGCUAUGUUGCGAUGCUUUGGAACGGUCUUGCUAUCCUGCGAUCCCAUCGUCUUUUGUCUGACCCGGAAGCUGGGUCCAAUCUUCUCCGUUCCCUUCAGGAUCCGAAGCUCAAGCUUUUCCGCCGCUCCGUUGCUGGUCUUGCCCUCCUGGUUUUCGUGACUGCCAUGUCUGGUGGUCUUGUUGCUGGUCUGGAUGCUGGACUUAUCUAUAACGAGUUCCCGUUCAUGGGGAACGGACUUGCCCCGCCCAUGGAAGAACUUUUUGAUGCGAGAUAUUCAAGACACGAGGACCGCUCUGACCUUUGGUGGAGAAACAUGCUAGAGAACCCCUCGACAGUGCAGUUGGACCACCGUAUCCUGGCUAUGACAACUUUCACAUCUAUUAUGGCUCUCUGGGCCUACACCCGCCGGUCCCCUAAUAUGAAGCGAUUCUUGCCGCCCGCUGCGAGGAAAGGAGUCCACGGUGUCGUCGCCUUCGCCUGGGUCCAGGUCGGACUUGGCCUAUCCACUCUCCUGUACCUUGUACCUCUCCCUCUGGCUUCAGCACACCAAGCAGGAAGCUUGGCUCUUCUGACUUGGGUUCUUGUGCUUGGCAGCCGGGUCUGGCACCCUUCAAGGACCGCAAAGCUCCUGCAACAGGCGGCUAAAGCUCAGGGCCGCGCUGUGUCGAAUACGGCCCGUCAUCCUCCUCACAAGCUAUAG